Messenger RNA from Dentiscutata erythropus, 1131 nucleotides. NCBI's taxonomy places the organism in Eukaryota, Fungi, Glomeromycota, Glomeromycetes, Diversisporales, Gigasporaceae. The record is from the annotation of a GenBank genome assembly.
AUGCCAGAACAUAUUCAUUGUCCUGUUAUGAGUGUUAUGCGCCAGCAAGAGAUCAUGUAUAUGUCCUGUAAAUUAUGCUAUGGAAAAUUAGGUUCUCCCGCGAGAGAAAAGGGAUUAGAGCAACACAAGUAUAAUAAACAAGACGCGAAAAAUUACAAGCAUAAAGGGAGUGCGCGUAUAUACGUAGAUAAGGGAUUAUUCGCGUGUACCCGCUGUUGUGUUGCUUAUGAAGCUUCGGAUAUAUUACACCGAUAUCGACUUUGCAUAGUAAUUCCAGUUAAUAAUUAUUUGCAAAAAGUAACUAUCUUUGGAGAUAGCUUUGACAGUAUUUUUGGCUGUAGUGCGACAAAGUUUCAAGAAUUUAAAGAACAAUUAUUAUUGGAUUUGGAUCCAAGAGAGCUUAAUUUUCUUAUAUUCAGCGCUUUAGAGUGGAUACUUGCUGGGGAAAUUUAUACUUUCACAUUUUCUCAAGAACAAUGGCAUUUAUUUAAAAAAAGCCAAGUUCAAAGCAACUCUGAUAAAAAUAGCACUUCGAUUGUUGCUUCACGUAUGCAAUCUAUAAUGAAACCGUGUUUGACGGUUAUCGAAUACAUCAGGAACUAUAACUGCAAUUAUGAAAAAAAAUGGGAAAUUUUUUAUAAAGAGAGCCAAAAAAUUGAUGAGCGAUUAUUUGAAAGAUUAGAUAAUGAAUUGAAAGAGGUUAUAGUGGACAACACUUAUGGAUUGACGCACGAAGAACUUUACAAUGAAGGCAGUAAAGGAUUGUCUAACACGAAAUUCAUUCAUGAAUUUGAUCAUGAUGUGUCAGAUAUAUUGUUUGUUGAAUUAAGCGAUCAUUUUGAUCUAGAUUUGUUUCAUAGCCAAACGUACUUUCAAGACAGUGGGGUGUUAACCGAAUUUUACUCACAGGACUGGAGUGAUCAAGAGAACUUAGACGAUAUGCUGAACUGGGAUCCCCCGGAAAAUUGUAAUUUUCCCCAUGAUAAUGUAAUUCGUGUCUCGUUCAACAGCACACCAUCUAGUCUUUCACCACAUUCCUUCAACGUUUACAACUCGCCGUUUGAUAAAUCGAGCAAUCAUUCCUUUGAUAAGCAUGGUGACAUCGUUACAGAAAAUAGCUUCGAUGACUAA